Syngnathoides biaculeatus (alligator pipefish) is the source of this 1899-nucleotide messenger RNA. RefSeq names its product checkpoint kinase 2 (gene chek2). Gene Ontology annotation, cellular component: nucleus; cytoplasm. The transcript has 14 exons. NCBI's taxonomy places the organism in Eukaryota, Metazoa, Chordata, Actinopteri, Syngnathiformes, Syngnathidae. Gene Ontology annotation, biological process: protein phosphorylation; mitotic DNA damage checkpoint signaling. The record is from RefSeq and is a predicted model, not a curated record. Bases 249 to 1847 code for a protein of 532 amino acids. Gene Ontology annotation, molecular function: protein serine/threonine kinase activity; protein binding; ATP binding.
GAAAACAAGGCUUGUACUUCCUGUCGGGCUCGCGCUUAAACUUGAAGAGAACAAACAAGACGAAGGCGGCGCGCGUCAAAUAAGGUCAAAGAAACAAGCUCGAGCUUUGCUCGGCUCGGCUCGGUUGGUCUUGGCUUCUUUUGGCCGUCGGCUUGUCACACGGGACACAUUUUGCGCUAUUUUGCUCGUUUAUUUCCGCCGAGUGGCUGGAGACAGCGGCGCCUUCUAAUAGCCGAUCUCAGGCUCCGAUGUCCCAAGAGGUUCCGAACGAGCGGGAGGGGUCCCCGUCCCGGGCCCGGUCCACGCUGUCGCCCUCCCGGGUCCAGUCCAAGUCCCAGAGCGGCUCCAGCUCUUCCGGCGGGCCCCCGUCCGGCAGUCAGUCGUCCAGCGGCUCCGGGACGCUGAGCAGCGUGGACACGCUUCCCGUCACGUUGCCGUCCGUCUCCGAGGAGCCGGAAUGUCAACCUUGGGGCCGCCUGCUGCCCAUGCAGAACGGCUUCCGCGCUCACGACUGCGUGGAGGACGAGUACCUGUUUGGCCGAGACUCGGCUUGUAAUUACGUCCUGGACGAUCCCGAUCACAGAGGGUCCUUGCGAUUCCGAAUUUACAGCAAGAAGCACUUCAGGAUCUACAGGGAGGGCAACGAGACGUUCAUUCAGGACCUAAGCAACAACGGGACCUUCGUAGACGGGACCAAAAUCGGACGCAACAAGAAACUUCCUCUGGUCAACAACGCCGUGCUGGCGCUGUCGGAGCAACGCAACAAAGUGUUCGUCUUCAUCGACCUGUCCGACGAAGAGUCCACGUUGCCCGCCGAGCUUCGUGACAAAUAUCUGCUGACUCGGCGGAUCGGGACAGGCGUGUGCGGGGAGGUGAAGCUGGCGUUCGAGCGCUCCACGUGUAAAAAGUUUGCCGUGAAAAUCAUCAAGAAGAACAACUUCAAAUCGGAAGGGACGGCCACCAGAAACGCCGAAACGGAGAUCGAAAUUCUUCAACGGAUCGACCACCCGUGCCUCAUCAAGACGCAGGACUUCUACCAGACGGACGACACCUUCUACAUCGUCUUGGAGUUGAUGGAGGGCGGCGAGCUCUUCCAGCGCCUCAAAUCUCAACAGCGACUCAGCGAGGACACGGCCAAACUUUACUUUUAUCAAAUGUUGGAAGCGGUGCAGUACCUGCACGCCAAGGGCAUCAUCCACCGCGACCUGAAACCGGAGAACAUCCUUCUGUCCUCGCAGGACGACGACUGUCUGAUCAAGGUCGGUGAGCGUCGUCACGGCAACGCGCCAACGCGCACUCGGGUGACACCCCCCGGCCGUCAGGUGACGGACUUCAACCAGUCGCGGAUCCUGGAGGAGGCGGCCCUGAUGCGGACGUUGUGCGGGACGCCGGCCUACCUGGCGCCCGAAGUCCUGACGCACGCCACCGCCGGCGGCUACGGCCUGCCCGUGGACGCCUGGAGCCUCGGCGUGCUCCUCUUCGUCUGCCUGUGCGGGUACCCGCCGUUCCACGAGAACUUCUCAACGCUGUCGGUCAGCGAGCAGAUCGUCCAAGGCCAGUUCACCAUGGUGCCGUCCAAGUGGCGCCACGUGUCCGACCGGGCCAAAGACAUGGUGAGGAAGCUCCUGGUGGUGGAGCCCGCCAAAAGGAUGAGCAUCGACGCCGCCCUCCGGCACCCCUGGAUGCAGGACCCUGUGAUGUUGGCCAAAGCUCACAAACUGAUGUACCCGCCUGCAGAAGCUGAGCAUGUUGCCACGGAGGCGGAGCCCGCGUCGUCAAGGAAACGACGGCGAGAAGACCGCGACGACGAGCGGCGGCCUGCCAAACAAGCUCCGCCCACCAGCUGAAGUAGACGGAAAUGACUCAAGUAUUCCAAUAAAGUCGUGUAUUUUAUUAUUA